Paramecium tetraurelia is the source of this 3009-nucleotide messenger RNA. RefSeq lists its product as uncharacterized. Gene Ontology annotation, cellular component: mediator complex. The record is from RefSeq and is a predicted model, not a curated record. The transcript is spliced from 6 exons. Gene Ontology annotation, molecular function: calcium ion binding; protein binding. Lineage: Eukaryota; Ciliophora; Oligohymenophorea; Peniculida; Parameciidae.
AUGAGUGAUUAAGAGUACGGAGAGGAUUACGAAAAUGAGGAAUAGCAGAAUGAGUAGGAGAACGAAGAGCAAAACGAAAAUAUGGAGUAGUCUAAUAAAAACUAAUCUUAAGCUAAUAAUAAUGAAGAUGAGAACAAUGAGCAAUAGUAAAUAUUUAGAUAUUAAUCAUAAAGGUAAAAUGAUAAUGAUGGAGAUGAUGAAAAUCAGGACAAUAAUGAGUAGGAUUAAUAAUAGGAGGAGCAACAGAACGAAGAAGAGAAUUAAGAUAAAGAGAAUUAAGAUAACGAGGGUGAGAAGGAAGAGGAUCAAUAGGCAGACUAAAUGGAAAAGUCAUAAUAAAAAGAAGAAGAACAAGAGUAGGAGGUUGAGGAAAGCUAAUUUGAAUAAUCAAUGUAAUCGGAAAAGAAUGUCAAUUUAGAAAGUAUCGAUGCUGUAUCUGUAAAGAUCAAUAAGGAAGAAAAAGGAACUUAAAAAAAAGCAGCCAAGAAGGCAACAAAGACAUCUAAUUAAUAAGACAUGGUCAAUUAAUUGAUGAAGAAGCAUAAGGAAAAGCAAUAGAAGAUGCAAAAGAGGGAAGAUGAAAUAUAUGUACAGGAGAAAAUAGAAAAGAAAUAACCCAAACCCUAGCCUAAACCAAAAGUAAUUACAAAAUAAAAGUUAACAUUUGAUAAACAGACAAAAGCACAGCUUGAAGAUCCUUAAUUAAAUAAUCAGCAAAAAGCUGCAAUUUUAACUAAGGAUUUAGGGAAGAAGUUGGAUGUUCAAGUGGUAGUGAAGGACGUUCCAAAAAAAAUGGAGGUAAAAAAACCAGGGAAGGGAAGUGAAGCAAAGCCAAAGAAGAAUUUGUUUGAUGUUAGAAUUGGGGCAGGAAUUAAAUCCAAAUUAGACAUAGAGUCGGAAGACAAAUCUUAAAGGGAUAAGGAGAAAGAACGUAAUGCUUUUCUUGAGUAAAAAAAGAGAGAGAAGGAAUAAGCAAUAAAGUUUUAAUAAGAGUAGGAUGAAUUAUUAAAAAUUAAAUAAAAUAACAUCAGAAAAGCUUAAGAAAAAGCCUUGGAGAGAGAUAAUAAGGUACUUCAAGUAAACACUGAGAAGCAAUAAGAAAUAAAAUAAGUUUAUGAAGCUAAAAAAAAGGAGUUGAUUAAAGAGAAGGAGGAGGAUAACAAGGAUCAAAUUAAAAAAGACUUGGACAUCUUGAGAGCCCUAAGAAAGGAAAACAAUCUAUUGAAUGAUGAAGUUAAGAAUUAGGAGAUAAGGAUUAAGGAAUUGGAUAAAUUGAUUGAACUAGAAAGUAGGAAGGAGAAUGUGAUUCAAAUUAAUGGUGAAUAUUAAAGUUUAAGAAAGAUAAGACUAAAAUAAGGCUUGGAUGAUUUAAAAACAGAAUUAGUUAGUGGAGAAUAAUCGUAGGUUUUAGGAGAUGGAAAUAUAUCAGAUCCUGAUAUUGCCCUAACAGUAGCCAAUUAGAUUGCCAAAAAUGAUUUAAAAUUGAAUGAUGCUUAUGCUUUAUUAGAUGAAGAUAAAGACGGUGUUUUAACAAUCAAAGAAAUCUAGAAUAACAUUUGCAGACUUAAUUUAAAUAUUAAGGAAUAGGAAAUACAGCAAUUCAUAAAAAUGUUGGAUAAUAAUAGUGAUGGUGUUCUUACCGAAUAGGAAUUCAUUACCUUUCUAACUCCAGGGUUGGAGAACCAAAAGUAGUACAUUUAGAUUAUGGGUGACAUUAAGGAUAUCUUGAAUCCUAUAAUAUUAGAAGAAAGAAGGUUGCAUUUGAAAUAUUUACAGAAGUAUUUAUAAAAAGAAAUUGAAGAUGAAAAUAAGAAGGAAAGAGAAUAAAAACCAAAGUAUGAUAAAUUGGUUAAGAAACUAAAAAAAAUAGAGAAAUUAGUUGAGUCUUUGAAAGGUACAACAUCUGAUAAGGGGAAAGUUAAAUAACAAUGUGAUUCAUUAAGAUAAGAAUUAAGAUCAAUUCAAGACAAAAGAAAUAAAGUCAUAGCUGAAUUGGAUGAUAAGAAAUAGAUGAUCAAAGAGAAUAUUGAUCAGUUAAUGAAGGAUCUUGGAGACAGAUGCUAAGAAGUAUUAUUAAUGAAGGAGAAAUUAAAUUAAGUUUAAACUUAAUGUCAAAGAUUACAAUUGAAAUUGUUAUCGAUGGAUUAAAUGAAAAAUAAGUAUAAGAAGGAGUUGAAAAUUAAAAAUGAAAUUGAAAUAACAGGAGGAUAAAAGCAGAAUGUUCUCUAAUAAUUAAGAUUGAAAGAAGAGAAGAUAUAAUAAUUGGAAGAUGUCAAAAAUUUAUAGUAUAUGCACUAUGUUAUAAUUGUAUAAAAAUGCACAAGAGGAUUCCUAAUGAAGAAAAGAUUAACUAAAAAGUUACAAGAUUUAAAAAGCUGUGCGAAGCGUUUGAUGGCAUUUAUUGAAAAAAAACAUAGGCAUUAAAAGAUCCAAGGUCUUAAUUUGUUAGAAGAAUUUAUAAAGUAACAAAAGAAAUUAGAGAUAGCAAGAAAAGAAUAAGAACUAUUGAAAUAAUAAGAAUAACAAAAGAAAAAAUUAAAGGAUAAGAAAGCAAAUAAAGUAGAAAGAUUUAUUGCUCAAUAAUUUGUUAGUAUUAAAACUGAAGAAAGGUUAAAUAAUUUAGAAUAAACAUUAUCAAUAAUACCAAGAGUUAUUUUAAUACAAAAGAUAUUUAGAAAAAAUAAAAGGGGAAUUCCUAUUUCAAAUUAAGCAAUAAAUGUUUGUUUUGGCUUAGGUUAUAGUGAGAAUUGUUAAAUUUGCAAAACAGACUUAGCAGAAGUGAUAUGUAAGUAAUGUGAAAAGCCAAUAUAAUGUGAUAGUUGCUUUAGAUUGAGUCACAAGAAUUACAAAAGAAGAAAUCACGAGUUCUAUUUGAUGAUAAAAAAUAAAUUCAGAGAUGCUAAUGAAUAAUUUGAAAAUAAAAAGCAUGAAAAAUAAAAUGAAAUGGAUGAAGUAUUAUCAAACUAAUGAUAUAUUAUAUAUAUAAUAUUCAUCAAAAUUACUUUUUUA